GCGGCUGGGCGGGCGGGAGCGGCGGGCUUGGCGGCCGGCAGUCCUAGCGUCCGGGCUCCGGCUGUGCCGAGGGGCGCUCUUCGUCCGGCCCUCCCCGCGCGCGGAAUCCCUCCCGAGGCGCCCGCGCCCCCGGGCUCCCCGCCUCGCCCACCCCGCGGCCCCGAUGCCGAGGCAUGGAUAGAGCGGUGCUGCGCGCGGCGGCGAUGGGAGAGAAGAAGGAGGGCCGCGGCGGGGGGGACGCGGCGGCCGCGGACGGGGGCCCCGGGGCCGCGGCCAGUCGGGCGCUGCAGCAGUGCGGGCAGCUCCAGAAGCUCAUCGACAUCUCCAUCGGCAGCCUGCGCGGGCUGCGCACCAAGUGCGCCGUGUCCAACGACCUCACCCAGCAGGAGAUCCGGACCCUGGAGGCGAAGCUGGUUCGGUACAUUUGCAAGCAGCAGCAAUGCAAGCUGAGUGUGGCUCCUGGCGAGAGGACCUCAGAACUCAACAGCUACCCUCGCUUCAGUGACUGGCUGUGUACCUUCAAUGUGAGGCCAGAGGUGGUGCAGGAGAUCCUCAGCGAGCUCACACUGGAUGCCCUGCUGGACAUGAAUGAGGUCAAGGUGAAGGAGACGCUGAGGCGCUACGGGGCCAACGCCGAGGAGUGUGGCCGCCUGCAGUACGCCCUCGCCUGCCUGCGGAAAGUGACAGGUCUGGGAGGGGAGCACAAAGAUGACUCAGGCUGGAGUUCAUUGGACGCCCGGCGGGAAAGUGGCUCGGGGCCUUCCGCGGACACCCUCCCGCCAGCCGGCCCGCCCUGGCCCCCAGGGAGCACCCAGCUGGGCAGAAUGGGCAGCGGUGCCCAGGGCCCACGCUCCGUCUCCGUGUCGGCUCUGCCCACCUCGGACUCCCCGACCCCAGGCCCCUGCGAGGGCCUCGCGGACACCUGUAUCCCCCUGCACGCCAGCGGCCGGCUGACCCCCCGCGCCCUGCACAGCUUCAUCACCCCGCCGACCACGCCCCAGCUGCGAAGGCACACCAAGCUGAAGCCACCGCGGACGCCGCCCCCGCCCAGCCGCAAGGUCUUUCAGCUGCUGCCCAGCUUCCCCACGCUCACCCGGAGCAAGUCCCAUGAGUCUCAGCUGGGGAACCGCAUUGACGAGGUCUCCCCAAUGAGGUUUGAUCUCCCGUACGGAUCCCCACAGAUGGUACGAAGGGACAUCGGGCUGUCGGUGACUCACAGGUUCUCCACCAAGUCUUGGCUGUCGCAGGUCUGCCACGUGUGCCAGAAGAGCAUGAUGUUUGGAGUGAAAUGCAAGCACUGCAGAUUGAAGUGUCACAACAAGUGUACAAAAGAAGCCCCUGCCUGUAGAAUAUCCUUCCUUCCACAACCUAGGCUUCGGAGGACAGAAUCUGUCCCCUCAGACAUCAACAACCCGGUGGACAGAGCAGCUGAGCCCCAUUUCGGAACCCUCCCCAAAGCACUGACAAAGAAGGAGCACCCUCCAGCCAUGAACCACCUGGACUCCAGCAGCAACCCGUCCUCCACCACGUCCUCCACGCCCUCCUCGCCGGCACCCUUCCCGACAUCGUCCAAUCCAUCCAGUGCCACGACGCCCCCCAACCCGUCUCCCGGCCAGCGGGACAGCAGGUUCAACUUCCCAGCUGCCUACUUCAUUCAUCAUAGACAACAGUUUAUCUUUCCAGACAUUUCCGCAUUUCCGCAGGCGGCCCCGUCCCCUGAGGCAGCAGACAGUACCCGGCUCGACAACCAGCCAAAAGCAGACGUGUUGGAGGAUCGUGAAGGGGAGGCCGAGGAGACAGAGGCUGGCAAGUCAGAGGCCGAGGACGACGAGGACGAGGUGGACGACUUGCCGAGCUCCCGCCGGCCCUGGCGGGGCCCCAUCUCUCGCAAGGCCAGCCAGACUAGCGUGUACCUGCAGGAGUGGGACAUCCCCUUUGAGCAGGUGGAGCUGGGCGAGCCCAUCGGGCAGGGCCGCUGGGGCCGCGUGCACCGAGGCCGCUGGCACGGCGAGGUGGCCAUCCGCCUGCUGGAGAUGGACGGCCACAACCAGGACCACCUGAAGCUGUUCAAGAAAGAGGUGAUGAACUACCGGCAGACGCGGCAUGAGAACGUGGUGCUCUUCAUGGGGGCCUGCAUGAACCCACCCCAUCUGGCCAUCAUCACCAGCUUCUGCAAGGGACGGACAUUGCACUCAUUUGUGAGGGACCCCAAGACAUCUCUGGACAUCAACAAGACCAGACAGAUUGCUCAGGAGAUCAUCAAGGGCAUGGGAUAUCUACAUGCCAAGGGCAUUGUGCACAAAGAUCUCAAAUCCAAGAACGUCUUCUAUGACAACGGCAAAGUGGUCAUCACAGACUUCGGGCUGUUUGGGAUCUCGGGCGUGGUCCGAGAGGGACGGCGUGAGAACCAGCUGAAGCUGUCACAUGACUGGCUGUGCUACUUGGCCCCGGAGAUUGUCCGCGAGAUGACCCCCGGGAAGGAUGAGGACCAGCUGCCGUUCUCCAAAGCUGCUGACGUCUAUGCAUUUGGGACUGUUUGGUAUGAACUUCAAGCAAGAGACUGGCCCUUUAAGAACCAAGCUGCAGAGGCCUUGAUCUGGCAGAUUGGAAGUGGAGAGGGAAUGAAGCGCGUCCUGGCCUCCGUCAGCCUGGGGAAGGAAGUCACUGAGAUCCUGUCUGCUUGCUGGGCUUUCGACCUGCAGGAGAGGCCCAGCUUCACCUUGCUGAUGGACAUGCUGGAGAAACUGCCCAAGCUGAACCGGCGGCUCUCCCACCCCGGCCACUUCUGGAAGUCCGCUGAGCGCUGGCGGAGCCGCUACUACGGGAAAGGACGUUACGGCCACCUGGACUUUAAGAACUCCUUUCCGGUUCUGGAGGAACACAUUAACAGCAGCAAAGUUGUACCCCGGUUCGAAAGGUUUGGCUUGGGCGUCCUGGAGCCCAGUAAUCCAAAGAUGUAGCCAACUUGUGCACUUUUUCUGCCGAUUUCUUUCUCUCUUAAACGCGGUCCUGAAACAUCCCAACAGCCGCCAACAACAAAAACAAAAACCCUCUCCGAGACAUCGGUCCACCCUCCCAAGUGCCGCAACCCAGGAACGCGACUCAUCGAUUCAGACCUUUCGUCCACGGAAACACCCGGGCUGGCAAUGGAGCUGCACCUGCUGUUUGUCUUAAAGUGACAUCACCAACAACCAGACCCGCCCUGACAGGCAGCAAACGUUUACAUAUACGUCUCUGUGGAGUGAACUCGCUGUUUUACAACAGGUACUAAGAAAAAGUGCUCUGCAGAAGUGGGCUGGCACCACCUGCCAGGCUGGUGGAAGCGACCCCACCCCCCUCCCCGGAGGCCCCUGUCGGCAGUGAGAAGGAAGAAAAGCACGGUGACUGUGGCUGUUCUCGGGGUAGGAUGGGGACCACAAGGUUCGACCUGGACUCUGCUUUGGCCCUAAACCCCAUCCGUGGGGAGUCUCCCUCUGUAGGGUUCUCCCCUGUCCUACCGGAAGGACACUGUCCCUUUUUCCUCUGGCAGAGGAAACCCUGGCUAGGAACCAAGCUGGAUUAUGAGGGUCGGGGGUUCCCAGCGAGCUGGGGUUCUCAUUCAGCCCCAGGGAUCCAGCCCCUACCUGCCAGAAAAGUAGAGACGGCUGAAACCCAAAUAACAUCUGGGCUGACCCAGUGGUUGGUAGCCAGGGUUUGUACGGCCUGUAGAGAGCUUUUCUUCCCGCGGCUUCCAGGAAGGCAGACGCUAAGGAGCUGGGACUCAUCCGUGUCCCUGGCUCACAUCUGAGCGAAGAGGCCAAGAGCGAAGGCCCAGCCCCACAGCUGUGCACACCAUGAAGGCUUGAUUGGUGAGAAGAAAGAAGGUAGGGGGAGAGAGAAGUGGCAGGCGGUAGGGUCCCUGAGCCCACCCUCCCAGCCACAGGGUGACCUGGCUCUUUGGGAGCCCGUCAGCCGUCAUGCCAAGGUUCCGGAACUGCCCACCCCUUCUCCCCCAGCCCUUUUCGAAGUCCUUGCCACUCCUGACUCUUCCGCUGCCCGCGUCUGAGUUCUCAGCUGGGACGGGAGGCCCGUGCCCCCCACGCCUUUCAUCUGGACCCACCCGGCCCCCAGUCUUCAGAGCCUUCCGUGAACCGAGUCCGGGCCACUUGUGUACAUUUGCGCCAGAAGGAGGGGCUUGACUGGGGAAAGUCGGUGACGUGAGAGCAUCCUGUCUGUCUUCGUCAGAAGCCGUCACCUAAAGAGAAAAGUUCCAAACGGGAGAGAAGCCUUCAGUGGACGUUACGCCAUGUUAGGCCCCAAACCAGAACUGACCAAGGGUGACGAGGGUGGAGACGUGGUUGGAUUCAGACCCAGAACCUGUGUCCAUGCUCUGAGCCAAGAUGGGGAGGUGUGUGGGCCACCCAUCCCUUUCGUUUAGACUCCCCCAGCAAAGCUCCCAAUCUUCAGAGCCUCCCCUGGAGUCUGGCCACAAUGUCCUGGGAAGUGGGCCACGGCCUCGAAGUCGUAGGGCCACCUUCCUGUCUCUGGGUCAGAUGCCCCCCGGCCUGACCCACACUCGCUUGGAGAGCGCAGCUGUGCAGCCGGGCAAGGGAUCCAGGCUCCCGCCCCCCACGAGCGCCCCAGACCCGAGCUCCUUUCCCUUCCUGGUCAGGGAAGACAGGAGCUGACACCCAGCUAGAGUCAGCCCCAGGUGGCUCUUCCCUCCUCCGUGAGACUGCUGGUCUCAUCCUGUCAUCCCUUGGCCUCCCCCCGUGGGCGUCACGCCCGCAGGUCAGUUCAAGAAGCUUUCGUCGAAUACCUACGGUGUCUUAUGAAAGUUCAGGGACCCGCGAUGGGAGCCGUCGCAGUCCCUGCCCUUAAGGAAUUGACACUUUGCCAGGAACCCUGAAGGAGAGCCGAAGGCCUGGGGGACACCCCCUUCGUCUUCAGGGCCCUGGACGGCCCCCCAGCUCUUGGCCUAGCCUCUGUGCUGCCUGUCAUUUAAAAAAAAAAAAAAGAGAAAAAACGUGGUCCCCUUCUCCUUCCGUCUCUUUAAGUGACUGUGAAUUGAGGUUGGGAACACGUGCUUGCCCUUCUGUGUGCUCUCCCCGUCUGCCAUGGAAACACACGAAGGACGGCAGAUACUGUGAAUUCAGCCCUCACGGCCAGCCGUGAAGGGGACGGAGAAGCUGGGAGGGCCUUCUUGGCGAGAGCUCUGGGGGCUGCGGAGGCCCCAGCGGGGUCUGAGAGUGGAGCCCAAGCUUUGGUCCUUCUUUACAGCAGGCCCCCAGUCCCCAACGUCCCCUCCCAAACCCUAGGGCCCAUGUCCCCGCUGCCUUUAUUCCCCCAAGCCGCAGUCCCUGGGUCCCCAUCCAACUCGAGAUCCCGAAUCCUAGCAAGCUCCCCCCGUUAGUCGAGGGCAGUGUAGCGAUGUUGACCUCUCUCGCGUCACCAAAUCCGCGCAGGGCGCUGGAAUCCUGCCCCGUCGUGGCCUUUCUUCUUGUGAUCACAGGGGGCAGCUGUGCGCCCUGUAAGCCUGUGUUGCCGUGGUUCUGUGUUGAUUUGGGGGGGGGGGGGGGGCGGGGUGGAAACACAAAUGUGAAGCCAUUUAGGGAGCUCGUACGAUGCUGCAGUGUUAGCCAGGAUUUCAUCAGUGUGUGUAAAGCCAGCGUCUUCCGUGGCCACAGGCACACGCCUGCUUUUUUUUUGAAUGUGAUGUAAAAUUUGUACAGUAAAAGUUUUUAUAUUUUCUAUCAACCGCAUUUGUCCUCCAGAAAUGCUAUUAAUUUAAAUUAAAACGGUUAGUAUUCAUGAACGUGCUGUUAGCAGUUUUUUGCCGCUGGCAAGAGCACAUCCUUUGUGCCAGGCCAAGGCUGGGUGUCUGGAGUUUGUGAAUAAAAUUGUACCAAGGUG
Molecule: messenger RNA, 5892 nt
Organism: Lynx canadensis (Canada lynx)
Lineage: Eukaryota; Metazoa; Chordata; Mammalia; Carnivora; Felidae
Gene: KSR1
Product: kinase suppressor of ras 1
Exons: 21
Coding region: 174-2960 (928 amino acids)
Biological process (GO): protein phosphorylation
Molecular function (GO): protein kinase activity; ATP binding
Source: RefSeq, a predicted model, not a curated record